Molecule: messenger RNA, 5641 nt
Organism: Pseudophryne corroboree (corroboree frog)
Lineage: Eukaryota; Metazoa; Chordata; Amphibia; Anura; Myobatrachidae
Product: oocyte zinc finger protein XlCOF6-like
Exons: 6
Coding region: 375-2795 (806 amino acids)
Biological process (GO): regulation of transcription by RNA polymerase II
Cellular component (GO): nucleus
Molecular function (GO): DNA-binding transcription factor activity, RNA polymerase II-specific; RNA polymerase II cis-regulatory region sequence-specific DNA binding
Source: RefSeq, a predicted model, not a curated record
UGUUGGAGGGGAGGGGCCAGUAACUAGGAAGCGGCCUGUGCGAAUCAUUCCCUACUUCCGGCCUGUGCGAUCCACCUUACUUCCGGUCACUGUACUCCAUUCCACACAGAGGAAUCUUCGGUGUCCGUAGAGAUCAGGGUAAUACAGUAGUGAAGACGACCUUUGGUGAGUGUGAGACACCCAGCAGCCAUCCUCGUGUGUCAGGUUGACUAAGCAGGACCCACAGCCCCAUCACGGUGCCUCCACCUCACUCACUGAUACAUGAGAGACACAGUGACCAGAAGAUCCUGGAACUCACCAACAAGAUCAUUCAGCUGCUGACAGGAGAGGAGGGGGAGUAUAUAGAGGAACACAGGGGUCUGUACAAGGACGUGAUGAUGGAGAAUCACCGGCCGCUCACAUCACUGGAUGGGCCCAGUAACAGAGAUACCCCAGAGAGAUGUCCCCGUCCUCUGUAUUCCCAGGAUUGUACAGAGGAGAAUCACAGGAUCCCACAGGAGGAUCAGAUAGAACGUCUGUCUGAUAUAAAGGCAGAAGAUAUAGAGGAAGAAGAAGAGACGUAUGUGACUGAUAUAAAGGCAGAAGAUAUAGAGGGAGAAGAAGAGACGUAUGUGACUGAUAUGAAGGCAGAAGAUAUAGAGGAAGAAGCAGAGACGUAUGUGAGGGGUGAUCAGCAGUGUAAGGAGGAGGAGAUCCCUACAGAUAUCAGCACAGCAGAUGGACACACAAGCAGAAAUAUCUCAGAAGGACAUCUAAUGUUAUCCCCGGAUUGUGACAUAAAAGAUAAUGAUAGUAGACAGGAUUCUCCAGGAGAUAACCCCAUUACCCCAAUUAUACAUCCAGCUCUAUCAGCUGAUCCCGGGAAAUGUUGUCCUGAUCACUCUGAUAUUGGUGCAUCUGUCACAGCUCUGACAGUAGAUACAGUGUUUCCGUGUUCUAUAGAUGCCAAAUGUUUUACAAAGAACACAAAGCCUAAUAACCCACACACAGGUAAGGCAGGUGAGAGGCCACUGAUAUGUUCUGAGUGUGGGAAAUGUUUUACAUACAAAUCACAACUUGUUAAUCAUCACGGAAGUCACACAGGUGAGAAGCCAUUUCCAUGUUCUGAGUGUGGGAAAUGUUUUGCACUUAAAUCACAUCUUGUUAGACAUCAGAGAAGUCACACAGGUGAGAAGCCAUUUUCUUCUUCUGAGUGCGGGAAAUGUGUUACACAAAAAUCACAACUUGUUACCCAUCAGCAAAGUCACACAGGUGAGAAGGCAUUCCCAUGUUCUGAGUGUGGGAAAUGUUGUGUAAGUAAAUCACAUCUUGUUAUGCAUCACAGAAGUCACACAGGUGAGAAGCCAUUUCCAUGUUCUGAGUGUGGGAAAUGUUUUGUAAGUAAAUCACAACUUGUUACACAUCUGCGCAGUCACACAGGUGAGAAGCCUUUUCCAUGUUCUGAGUGUGGGAAAUGUUUUGUAAGUAAAUCACAACUUGUUACACAUCUGCGCAGUCACACAGGUGAGAAGCCUUUUCCAUGUUCUGAGUGUGGGAAAUGUUUUGUAUGGAAAUCAGAUCUUGUUAUGCAUCACAGAAGUCACACAGGUGAGAAGCCAUUUUCUUGCUCUGAGUGUGGGAAAUGUUUUACACAGAAAUCACAACUUGUUAGACAUCAGAGAAGUCACACAGGUGAGAAGGCAUUUCCAUGUUCUGAGUGUGGGAAAUGUUUUGCACACAAAUCAGUUCUUGUUACCCAUCAGCAAAGUCACACAGGUGAGAAGGCAUUUCCAUGUUCUGAGUGUGGGAAAUGUUUUACACAGAAAUCACAACUUGUUAGACAUCAGAGAAGUCACACAGGUGAGAAGGCAUUUCCAUGUUCUGAGUGUGGGAAAUGUUUUGCACACAAAUCAGUUCUUGUUAGACAUCAGCGAAGUCACACUGGUGAGAAGCCAUUUCCAUGUACUGAGUGUGGGAAAUGUUUUGUAAGUAAAUCACAACUUGUUACACAUCUGCGCAGUCACACAGGUGAAAAGCCUUUUCCAUGUUCUGAGUGUGGGAAAUGUUUUGCAUGUAAAUCAGAUCUUGUUAUACAUCACAGAAGUCACACAGGUGAGAAGCCAUUUUCUUGCUCUGAGUGUGGGAAAUAUUUUACACGGAAAUCACAACUUGUUACCCAUCAGCAAAGUCACACAGGUGAGAAGGCAUUUCCAUGUUCUGAGUGUGGGAAAUGUUUUGAACACAAAUCACAUCUUGUGAGACAUCAGAGAAGUCACACAGGUGAGAAGCCAUUUUCUUGCUCUGAGUGUGGGAAAUGUUUUGCACACAAAUCAGUUCUUGUUAUACAUCAGAGAAGUCACACAGGUGAGAAGCCAUUUUCUUGCUCUGAGUGUGGGAAAUGUUUUACACGGAAAUCACAACUUGUUACCCAUCAGCAAAGUCACACAGGUGAGAAGGCAUUUCCAUGUUCUGAGUGUGGGAAAUGUUUUGAACACAAAUCACAUCUUGUGAGACAUCAGAGAAGUCACACAGGUGAGAAGCCAUUUUCUUGCUCUGAGUGUGGGAAAUGUUUUGCACACAAAUCAGUUCUUGUUAUACAUCAGAGAAGUCACACAGGUGAGAAGCCAUUUUCUUGCUCUGAGUGUGGGAAAUGUUUUACAUACAAAUCACAACUUGUUUCCCAUCAGCAAAGUCACACAGGUGAGAAAGCAUUUCCAUGUUCUGAGUGUGGGAAAUCUUUUGCACACAAAUCAGUUCUUAUUAGACAUCAGCGAAGUCACACAGGUGAGAAGUCCUUUCUAUACUCUGAGACAUAAAUCAUCAGAAUCAGCUUUAUUGGCCAGGUUUACUCGCCUACACUAGGAAUUGUUUGUGGUACAAUGCAUCGCCAAGCAGCAACAUGAAAGGGAAAUACAUGGCAUAAGAAGGGGGAAAAACAUAGCAUACAUUACACAUAUGAGUUCAUACUGCACAUUGCAACUGUACAAUAGACUCAACAUAUUAUACAUGUAAGACUAAAGACGAAGGCUGCUUGGCAGAGCAGCACUGAGGCGCCAACUAGAACUCAAACAAUGCACAUAAUACAGAAGAUUUAAGUAUUACACAUCAAAAGAUAAACCAGACAGACAAAAAAAAAAGACACAGAAAGAAUAAUGCAGCAUUGGUGUAGGUAUUUUGAGUAAUAACUUCCAUGGGCUGUGUAUUCCACCCUCACAGGGUACCAGGUGCGGCAGCCAUCUUCGGCGCACUGCGUAGGAGUACCCUGGGUGGAGUAGUCCAUCCUUGAGGGGUAGGCCUGUAAGGUACUACUGAUGUUCUCUGCCAGAGGGUUAGUGGGCAUAGUCCUGGUGAUUUCAUUUUCGAGGUUUGAUGAGUCCUCAUAAUGGUCUGGAUUUCUUUCUUGAUGUUGUUGCUUAGAGAUAGGAAUGCUUUGAGCAUUUUAACGCACAGCUGUGCAUGGCUGAAGCUAUAGAUAUAUAUACACACAAUAGACAUCACUCAGAUUGUACACAAUAGACAUCACUCAGGUGAGGAACCAUUUUAAUCUUCUGGAAUAUACUCAUCAUUGCCAUGCGUUGUUCUUCAUGGUUCUUAUCCUAUCUCCUAUGCUUUUUGUAAUAUACAUGUUACCACUGGGUGAAAUAAUCAGAUGUCAUACCAUCGUCUACCACUGCUAUGCAGAUGACCUGUCUUUGCUCUAGGUACUGAGAACCCAGUACCAAUCCUAAAUGGUUGUCUAGCUGAGCUCCAGGUGUGGGUGAUGCCAGUUAGCUGUGAUUCAGUCCUGGUGAAACAGGUCUUUAAGCUCACCAACAAAGAGCAGGGCUGCAGCUCCGCUUUACCUACCAACCAGACUUUGUUAGGAAUGUCUGUUUGUUUUGCUUUGAAUUCUCAUUCCUGCCUCUAGAGGUCUCACUUGCUGCCUCAGGUCCGAAUGGCAGUUGCACACUGUCUCUGCAGGAUAAUUACCUGAUUGUGAGCACCUGGGGUCCAACACCUGGUGCUGCUAUUUAACUCCAGCUCACCAGCAUCUAGGUGCAGAUCAUUGUGGUUCCGUCUGGAGUGCGACUGGGCUCUCUCCUGUAUUCCUGUCCUGAUUCUGCCUUAUCUACAUCUUGGAGACAUUCCCUGCAGUUUGCUGGUUCGUGUGCCUUGCUUCAAGACUUUUAACCCUGCCGGUUCAGCAUCUGCAUUCCUGGACUAUUAUUUGCAGUCUGUUUCCACCCCUGACUGAUUACUACGUUUUUGGUAUGUUAUUUUUCCCCUGCUUGAUUUAAACCCAGAUACCUUCAUGUUUAUUUCUCAUCUGUGUUUAACCUGGAUUAUACCAAUAUUCAAGCAUAACCUUCCUCCUUGUUUAUAUUACCAGCCAUUACUAUUAUUUGGAAAUAUCAUGUUCGGUUUCAUGUAAUCAAGGAUCCAGUUUAUAUUUAUUUUUGCUACCAUUUUUUCCACAAUAAACCUUACUUAAUUCUCACCUGGCUUCAGCUGACCUCAUUUCAAGUAUGCACACACAGAGAACCCUAGUAAUCGUUACAGAAUGAUCUGCCCAAAUCAAUGUGUGCAGGAGUUUUGAGGUACAGCUGAAUCUCAUAAGAUGGCUUUACUUCAGAGAAAUUCCCUGCCUCUCGAGUUUAUGCCGUUUGUGAGUUCUACAUUGCUGGUGGAUUUCAGAGAGAAACUGGAGAAUAUUCAAACCCUGUCCUCAGUGAUACUGGGGUAUAUGCAAUAGCGGGCGAAUCGCGUCAUUUUUUCCGCCCGUUUAAAAUUCGCCUGCACUCGCCAGCCGCAGCCCUGCCGCCGGGACCAUGAAUUCACCAUAUGCAAUGUAAAACGGAUUCGACCCACCCCCAGGCGGAUAACGGCCAAUCGGCGAGUAGUGGGCGUCCCGAAUUCGACUUCCCGCCGGAAGCAGCCCUUUAUUAGGGCUUGUUUGCUGCGUGCUCUGCAGCCAUUUUGUGAACCUGCAGAGAGGUGUGAGGAGGUGCAGAGCUAGCAAUUUGGUUGUUUGCUGUGGAUAUCGUUUGGACACCCCAGCAGGCUUUAUUCCAGGACAGUCAGGAGGAUACAUGUACCCCGGAGGAGAGCCAUUUUAGGAGCUUUUACAACAUUUGUAGGUAAGUACCACAUGUGGGUCUGGUGUUGCAUGUAUGUGUUUGUGUAGUGGGGGUUGCCAUGAGGUGUACAUGGGGUGUUUGUGUAUGUGUGCAGGUAUGUGUAUAGCUCCUGCUUGUGUUGCUGCAUUUUUUGGGGGAGACUUGUGUUUUGGGGUAGUUUUUCACGUUUUUUUUCUUCUUCUUUAAAUGACUUUUUGGGUCUUCUUUUAGCAUUGGUGUACCUCCUGAGUGUGCUGGGAUGCUUUCUGGCCAUUUUGGGGUGAUUUGGAGCAAGUUUGGUCGGCCAUCUGGCCGACAUGUGCUGUCGGCUGUUUGGCAAACAUGUGUUUUCCCUCCAGCCAUUUUGUGUGUGUCAGCCAUUUUGUGUGUCAGCCAUUUUGUGUGUGUCAGCCAUUUUGUGUGUGUGUGUCAGCCACUGGGGUCCCAGCAGCAUGACGUGAUUGCAUUUAAUUAUGUAAUGUGUGUGUGUGUGUGUGUGUAUGUAUAUAUAUAUAUAUAUAUGUGUGUGUGUGUGUGUGUGUGCAUAUAUAUAUAUAUAUAUAUAU